UAGGAGGUGUUAAACAGAAAUUACCAGUAUUCAUGUUCUUGUCUGAUGCAUACGUAUAUGGUUGUUGGCUGUUCACAUCAGGUUUUAUGGGGGCCAUGAUAUCGAAUUUGGCAUUUGUUUUUCGGAACAUAUUUUCCAAGAAGGGCAUGAAGGGCAAGUCUGUUAGUGGAAUGAACUACUAUGCCUGCUUAUCUAUGCUCUCUCUCUUGAUUCUCACUCCAUUUGCAAUUGCUGUCGAAGGACCACAAAUGUGGGCUCUUGGAUUUAAAGAAUCACUAUCUCAAAUUGGACCCCAGAUUAUUUGGUGGAUGGCAGCCCAGAGUGUGUUCUACCACCUAUACAAUCAGGUGUCAUACAUGUCACUUGAUGAGAUUUCUCCCUUGACAUUUAGCAUUGGAAACACAAUGAAACGCAUUUCUGUCAUUGUCUCAUCUAUCAUCAUUUUCCAUACACCCGUACGACCCAUCAACGCUCUUGGAGCUGCCAUUGCAAUUCUAGGAACUUUCUUGUAUUCUCAGGCAAAGCAGUAAGAACUGGAACUCGGAAUUCAGCUUGGUUGAGUUGCAUGAACUGGACAGAAGUAGGUGUCAAGAUUCGUGCUGCUUGAAGAUCGAUAAAAGUUUGUACUGAGUGGAGCAUCGGCUUUACUUGUAGAUACCAAUAAUGAGUUAAAAAACUUGGAUCUUAUACAGAUUAAGUUUUGGUGGAUUUUAGUGUUUUAUGUUGUACCCCAAAGUUGAGGGAAGAACUGAGAAAUUGUACCAAUAAAUAAUGGCAACCUGACUGGUUUAUCAUUGCUUUCAUAUGAAAAAUUUCAUCAUA
Molecule: messenger RNA, 822 nt
Organism: Olea europaea var. sylvestris
Lineage: Eukaryota; Viridiplantae; Streptophyta; Magnoliopsida; Lamiales; Oleaceae
Product: glucose-6-phosphate/phosphate translocator 2, chloroplastic-like
Exons: 3
Coding region: 33-530 (165 amino acids)
Cellular component (GO): Golgi apparatus
Molecular function (GO): phosphoglycerate transmembrane transporter activity; triose-phosphate transmembrane transporter activity; antiporter activity
Source: RefSeq, a predicted model, not a curated record